AUGGCUUCAUCGACCGAUGCGGAGGCGGAGUCCCUGCAGAAGAAACUCCGCUCUGCGCUAUGGUUCCAGAUCGGAAAGAUGGUCGACGAAGAAAGUAUCAACCUGGGAGUCAACGCAACGCCGCAGUUCAUCGGCAGUCUGAUGGAGCUGGUGUGGGCACAGAUUGGGAAUGCCGCCAUCGACCUCGAAGCAUUCGCCAAACAUGCUGGGAGGUCCACGAUUAAAACGGACGAUGUCAUGCUGCUUGCUCGGCGAAAUGAAGGGCUAGAGCAGAUUCUCCGCGACGAAUUGAAGCGUCUCGAGCAGGCAAAGUCCAAGCACGAUAAGUCUGGGUGA
Messenger RNA from Cladophialophora immunda, 336 nucleotides. RefSeq lists its product as uncharacterized. NCBI's taxonomy places the organism in Eukaryota, Fungi, Ascomycota, Eurotiomycetes, Chaetothyriales, Herpotrichiellaceae. Gene Ontology annotation, molecular function: chromatin binding; protein heterodimerization activity. The record is from RefSeq and is a predicted model, not a curated record. The transcript is spliced from 3 exons. Gene Ontology annotation, cellular component: Fanconi anaemia nuclear complex; FANCM-MHF complex. Gene Ontology annotation, biological process: replication fork processing; resolution of meiotic recombination intermediates. The coding region runs from base 1 to 336 and encodes 111 amino acids.